This is a messenger RNA of Hypanus sabinus (Atlantic stingray), 15066 nucleotides long. RefSeq names its product F-box protein 4 (gene fbxo4). The transcript is spliced from 7 exons. The record is from RefSeq and is a predicted model, not a curated record. Bases 6075 to 7199 code for a protein of 374 amino acids. Gene Ontology annotation, biological process: protein polyubiquitination; SCF-dependent proteasomal ubiquitin-dependent protein catabolic process. Lineage: Eukaryota; Metazoa; Chordata; Chondrichthyes; Myliobatiformes; Dasyatidae. Gene Ontology annotation, molecular function: protein binding. Gene Ontology annotation, cellular component: SCF ubiquitin ligase complex.
UUUAGAUUUCUGGAACCAUUUCUGAGAAGGCUGCAGCUGUACGUGAACAGGAAUAAGUUCAACCUCCUUGUAUGGAAGUUUGUUUGAAGGGAGCUGAGGGUAAAUCUGCGAAGGGACAAAGAGUAAGUUAUGGCAGAGGAGAAAGAACAGGAAAAUAUUGAAGAGAAAAACAAGUCUCCAUGGGUAUUGAGGAAUGAUAAAGAUUAGCUUUAUUUCUCAGAUGGACAUUGAAACAUGCAGCAAAAUGGCUUCCGGUAAGAUGGCGGUGUGCUUGGUCACAGUGCCAUCUACGUGAUCAACCAAAGGUGUUACUGUCCUUCAUAAACAUAUUUUUUACAAUUGCAUCACCCUGCUGGGCAUUAAGAACUUAAAGUACUGCAGGUCUACCCCAUCAGUGAGUCCUCGAUGGUGGAGAAAGUGAAGGAGCUGGACGGUGUGGACCGCGACGCUGCCUGCCACAGAGAGGUGUUGGAGGAGUCAGUGUGCAAAAACGGUGUGCAGCCUAACAGCGACUGAUCGUCUCAGUCACUUCUCUUCUGAUCACAAAACCCUGUUGGACAUAGUUAAUGUGGGAUGCUGCAAUUCAGAAUCACUGAUUUAUUGGUGAAUGGCGGGUGAGCUGUGUGACCUCUGGCCUAGUGGGGAUUGGCCUCAGGCCGCAGGUCGCCUGUUUACAGCCUUGUAGGAGAGAGGCAUUGGAGUUGGGGCACUCCAUUGAGAUGGUACAGCACCGAGUCCAGCCAGAGGUGGUGCUGCCCCCUAGUGCUUGCUCAGCAGAAGACAAGCCAUAUUGUCAUCAACUGCGGAUUGAUGCAACACUUACAGACUCAAGGUUUUGGACUAUACUGAUUUUUGUGUGACUGUAUUUUACUUAUAUGUGCAACAUGUGCCUUGAUUGUCGGUGUUGUUUUGGACCUUGCACCUGGAGUAACGCUGUUUUGCUUGGCUGUAUUCAAGGUGUGGUUGAGUGACAAUUAAAUUUGAAUGUGUUAUUUGUGCCAAAUCAAAUCAGUGAGGAUUGUGCUGGGCAGCCUGCAAGUGUAGCCAUGCUUCUGGAGCUGACAUGACAUGGCCAUAACUCACUAAACCUAACAGUGGGAAGAAAUCACAGCACCCAAAGGAAACCCAUGCGGUCACGGGUACUCCUUCCAGACAGUGCCGGGAAUUGAACCCUGAUCCUAAGGCUGGGACUGUAAUAGAUCUGCUAACUGCUUUACCACCUACCUGAAUGCAAGGAUAGAUUGUACAGUAUUGAGUUCAGUUCUGGUCACUUCAUUAUAGGGAGGAUGUGGAAGCUUUAGAGAGGGUGCAGAGAUUUACCAGGAUGCUUCCUGGAUUAGAGAGCCUAUCUUAUGAGGAUUGGCUGAGUGAGCUCGGGCUUUUCCCUUUGGAGUGAAGAAGGAUGAGAGGUGACUUGAUAGAGGUGUACAAGAUGAUAAGAGGCAUAGACAGAGUGCACAGCCAGAGACAUUUUUUCAGAGAAGAAAUGCCUAAUACAAGGUGGCGUAAUUUUAAGGUGAUUGGAGAAAUGAAUGGGGGGAUGUCGAAGACAAGAUUUUGACACAGAGAGUGGUGGGUAUGUGGCGAUAAAGGCAGAUGCAUAAGGGACAUCUAAGAAACUCUCGGAUAAAAGGAAAAUGAAUGUCCUCAUAACUCCCUCUACACUCUCUCCUACAGCUCUGUAAAGAGGUGACCUGAACUCUUUAUGGCCCCAAACACUGACUGUACUCUUUUCCUCGAUGCUGUCUGGCCUGCUAAGUUCCUCCAGCGUUGUGUGUGUGUGUUGCUCAGAUUCCUGGCAACUGCAGAUUUUCUCUUGUGAACUCUCUCUGUCCAUCACCAUUCCUUACCACUUACUGUUUUUGUCCAAUCACUCGUGUACUUGACUUCUGAAAAUCCAUCGCCUCGCUGCUGUCAGGAUUAAAUUCCAUCUGCCCAUCUUCCCAUCUGAUCUGCAUCACGUUUUCGCCUCAGCCAAACUUCCUCACUAUCCACAACACCACCAACUUCUCUGUCAGCUACAUCCUUAUCAAUCACGCCUGCUACAUCUGCACAUAGGUCAAGGUAGCACAGCAGCAUCGUGGUUAGCAUAACCAGCGAUCGGGGUUCAAUUCCUGCCGCUGUCUGUGAGGAGUCUGUACGUUCUCCCCACGACCGCAUGGGUUUCCUCCGGGUGCCCCAGCCUGCUCCCACAUUCCGUCGAGUACAGGUUAGAGUUAGUAAGCUAUGGUUGCCGUGAUGACGCUGGUAACAUGGUGACACUAGCAGGGUGCCCCGGCACAUCCUCUGAUUGUGUUGGUACGCAUUCCACUGUAUGUUUCAAUAUUUUGAUGUACAUGUGGCAAAAAAAUUUCAGGAUGUAUAUUGUAUACAUUUCUCUGAUAUUAAAUGUACCUAUCGAGCAAAUAAAAACGAAUCUUUGAGUCAAUAAAAUGUAUCACAAAGAGGAACAAACACCGAUCCCGGUAGACGUACGAACAUCUACCACCGGCCCCUGCCUCUUCUCACAGGGCCAGAGUUGGUUCUGUAUUGCUAGUUCACUCUGACUCCAUGGUGAGAGAGCAGGGACUCAUGGGACUGCUGUUACAGAGUGAGCACAUGAAUAUAAAACAGAGAACGAUACAGCACAACAUUGAGCCGAACCAACCGAAUGAGUAAUCAGAUGGACAACUUAUCUCUUCUGCCUUCCCAGUGUCCAUAUCCCUCACAUUCACGUGCCCAUCUAAACAUCUCUUAAAAGUCUCUAAUGUUACCGUCUCUACCACCACCACAGGCAAUGUAUUCCAGACACCCACCACUCUCUGUGUAAAAGAACCUGCCCCUCACAUCCCCUUUGAAAUUACCCACUAUCACCUUAGAUGUAUGCCCUCUGGUGUUAGAAAAAGAUAUUGUCCAUCUGUCUAUCUAUGCUUCUCAUAAACUUAUAAACCUCAGCCUCCACUCCUCCAGAGAAAACACUCCAAGUUUGUCCAACCUCUAGUUCCAGCACAAGCCUAGUAAUCCAGGCAGAGUCCUGGUAAACCUCUUCUGCACCCUCUCCAAAGUCUUAACAUCCUCCCUAUAAUGGAACAGGCGGGUCUGUCACAACCUAAAUAGAGUUUUAUAAAGCUGCAAAGUAACUUUCUGACUUUUGAACUCAGUGUUUUGGUUAAUAAAGGCAAGCAUGCCAUAUGCCUUCUUAGCCACCCUAUCAACCCGUAUUUGUAUUUAUCAUGAUUUUUUUUAUUUUUGAGUUCUUUAUCUCAUUGUUUUUUUUGUGCUGCAUCAUAUCCGGGUAACAAUUGCUUCAUUCUCCUUUACACAUGUACUGGAAAUGACAUUAAAUGCUGUGUCUGUAAAACUACAUCUCAAAUAAAUAAAUGCUCACACUUGGAGGUGAAGUUAACAUGUAUAUUCAUUUUGCAGAGAGCAACACGUCAACGUGUCUGGGUAAGUUAUCAGUCAAUAAUCAGUGCUAAGGAGAGUCAUUGUGCUAAAAGAAAUAGAUUUGUAACUACACUUCCUCCCCUUUAGAUUAGCGUAACAUGAAACUGUGUAUGUACAAAGCAUUCAAUUUUCCUUUAACAGGCUGUGUUCAAAUAAACAUGCUUGCACAAUAACAGUGAUUUUUCAAAAUAACGGUACAUAACUAACUUCGCUAUACCUGUACUAAAGAUUCAGUCUGUUGGGUGGCGCUCUGCUUCUUUCAGGAUAACACCUCUGGAACUGUGGAGUGGCAUCGGGUUGGGUAGGCAUUGUGUCAAGGACAACUUUCUCUGUUGCCGGUGUCAUGUUGUUGUCAGUGACGUGAUCAUCACUGAGAGGCAAGUCCGUUGGCUGUAAUGUGUCCACCUUGUUGGAUGCAGUCCACUCAGGUGUGGUCUUCAGCUGAGUAUCCAGAAUCUGGUCCACGAGCGUCUCCGUGUAUGAUCUCCAACAUCCACUCUGUACAACUUGUACAGUACAUCCACUUCUUGUACCUAUUCUACCAGGUGUCUUCUCAGUAAUCACGCACUAGGACUUCCUGUCCAACUUUGAAGAAAGUUGCUGGUUCACUUGGCAACUGGUUGAAUUGUUUACUUCCCUCUAUGGAUCUGGUUUCAGGAGGUCUAUGCAAGAUCCUGGAUUCCUGUUCAUGAACAGCACUGCAGGUGUUUGAUGUGUCAUCACACAGAGUACUGAUACACAAGAAGGAAGUUGUCCACUCUGUGCAAAGUCUGAGAGGCCAUAGACUGGCCAAAUCCCUGGAAGGCUCAUUCUGAAUUUAGGAGAAGAGAUGGGAGUACAGAGAAUGUACAAAGGUUAAAAAAGUUCAAAGUUGCUUCAGUUUGACGACAUCUCAUCUUGGUAGUUAUGAACAAAAAUCAAAGUACAGUAUGCAGCUGCAUUUCAUAGAGAGGAAUGUUAGUCUGCAUCAUAGAAACUGGCCCAUUGUGCCUAUGCUGGGCCUCCGUACUAAUGCUAUUUACCAGCACUUUGUAGCCAUUUUGCCUUCGUGGGUCAAGCUGUCGUCUCCAUUGAUAUUUCAAUGGUUAAUGCCUGUUCUGAAGUUAGGAUUCUUUCUGACAGUAGCCUUUUUUGAGUGCUUUGACUAUGCAUGCCACAAACAAGCCUGUUCCUUAAUGCAUCAGAAAGUCCAUCUCCAAAGUCACAGUACUGGGGAAGUUUGCACAGUUCUGCAAUGUAUUCAGGAAUGCUUUCAUCUUUGACUGGUUGCUUUUGUGAAACCUAAAUCUCUUGGCUAUUCCUAGUGGUUUUGGGCUCAAGCGAUUUUGUAACUUUUCAACAAUCUCAUUGAAUGUCUUGCUUGCUGGCGUUUCAGGAGCUUCCAAGUUGUGUAAGAGACUCUAUAUUUUAGCACCCAUUAAGCUAAGAAGUGCGUCGGCUUUCUUUUCCUCAUCCACAUCGUCAGCAUUACAAUACAGUUCAGUCCACACAAUAGAUUCCCAGUCCUCAUUAGCACAAUAAAAUUUGUCAACUUUCUGACUAUCGUCGUGUUAUUUUCACUUUGGCUUUGCUAGUUGUGUGACUCUCUCUGUGCACCUUGCACUGUCAUUCACGCAUUCCUGACUGCCUUCUCUGUGCUGAUUCACACUUUCCUCUGGCUGUCUCUCUCCCUUCCUCCAAGUUCUGUCACCUCAGUUAUUCGCUGUCAUUCAGGGUCAUACUCAUGACCAAUUUGUUGUGUCUGUGCAACUGUUCUUCAGAUAAAUUAAAGCAGACAGCUGCAGGUGAAGUUAACUUGUAUAUUUUCACUUUGGAGCGAGAGAGAGAGAAAAAAAAUCAAUGCGUAACAGGUAAGUUAUCAGUUAAUAAUUGGUGCUAAGGUGAGUCAAUGUGAUAAAAGAAAUAGAUUUGUACAACUACAUUAAACUACCUUGAAUCUUAAACUCACAAACACAAAGUGCUGGAGGAACUCAGCACAAAUUCAUGUUAAGUCCAUAAAAGCAGAAUUAGGCCAUUCAGCCCAUUGAGUCUGCUCUGCCAUUCCAUCAUGGAUCCCACUCAACCCCCAUACACCUGCCUUCUUGCCAUAUCCUAGGAUGCCCUGACCGAUCAGGAAAUGAUCAACUUCCACCUUAAAUUUACCCACGGACUUGGCCUCCACCGCAGUCUGUGGCAGAGCAUUCCACAGAGUCACCACUCUCUGCCUAAAAAAAUCCCUCCUUACCUCUGUUCUAAAAGGUCACCCCUCAAUUUGGAGGCUGUGCCCUCUAGUUCUGGAUACCCCCACCAUAGGAAAAACCAUCUUAUGUAGUCCUUUCAAUAUCGGGUAACAAUAAACAGUGAUAACUCGGUCAGUGAUAAUAGAUCUUCUCUCUGCUCCUCACUGUACUGGUGUUGUCCUUCCUCGCUGGGAAGUGGGACGUGUCAAACUGGAAUCCAAAGCAGAAUCCUGAAGUGCACAUCGCCAGCGGUAAGGGCGAGGCUUCGGGCGGCAGGAGGCCGACCGGACUUUCUGGAAGGGCAGACUGGUCGCAACUGCCCCGCUCCCGAGGGCAGUGACUUUGCAUUUACUGUUUAGUCAGCUCUGGCGUGUGAUCUUCGCCCGGGAGCCGGGGGAUAAAGGUCCCGGCGCCAGCUGAGCGCCGGCGAUGGCGAGCGACGAGUGGAGCCGGAUCGAGCAAGCGAUCCGUACGGGUCUGGGGCUCCUCCGGGACCGGUACCUGCGCGGCACCGGAGGCCGGCCGGAGGAGAGGCCCCCGCCGGAGGCCGGCAGUGGCGCGGCGUCGCUGAACAGCCUGCCGGAAGAGUUACAACUUUACAUUGUGGCUUUGCUGCCCCCCAGAGACCUGUGUCAGCUGGGGUGUGUCAGUCGCCACUGGAACACCAUGGUCCGCGACCCACUGCUGUGGCGCUACUUUUUACUGCGAGAUCUCCCUCACUGGAAAUCUGUCGACUACCUGUCGCUGCCCGAUGCAGCCCUGCUCAGCAAACCACUCAUAGAUAUAACGGAGCAGGAUUAUAUGGCAACGUACAUAAGGAGCUGUCCCGAGGGCAGAAAGCACUGGAAAGUGAGAAACCCAGUCUACAGCUCCGUGACCUCCUUCUUCUAUUCCCUGGUGUCCCAGGCAGAACCUCGCUUUGCCAUGUUUGGACCUGGUCUGGAGCAGCUGGAUACCUCACUGGUUACAAAGAUGAUGAACUCGCCAAGGCUGCUGCCUGUGGCAGGCUUACCACAGAGGCAGAUUGAUGGAAUUGGCUCGGGAAUCAGCUUCUUUUUCAACAAAGAACUCAAGUUCAACAUCCUGACUUUAUUUUCAACAACCUGGAAGGAAAGAGAAAGCGCGCGGAGAGCAGAAAACACAGCUGUUAAUAAACUGUUUGUGCAACAAGAACUUGCUGAUGUGGACCAACGUGACGGAGAGAGUGCUCGGCAGAGGGGGACUUUUUACAGCAUCAUCCCUCAGGUCCAGCAGGUGUGCAGGAUAGUGGAUGGCUUCAUCUACGUGGCAAAUGCUGAAGUGCAGAGAGAGCACAAUCGUGGAGAGGAAAUUCUCCAGCUCCAGGCAAUGAUCAAUCCAGCUCUUGGUCCCCCAGGCCGCCCAAUCCUUGUAUUGUGCUGUGUUUCGCGACCUGACGUCCAACGGAUACCCUGUGUUUACAUAUCUCACCAGUUACGGUUAUCCCAACUUGAAGUGCCUUGGCUAGGAUACAGCCGAACAAGACAGCAUUCCUCUGGGCUAAGGUACAAAAACAUACACGCGCGUUCAAAAUAGCGAGAACGAAAAGAUCGUCACGCAAGAAAACACGUUUUAUUAGUCGGAGACCCUGAGCGACAUCCUGCAAAUUGAUGGUUCCUGGCGAUCCAGCCAUCAUUCGAACACCGGAGGGGAGCACCAGCAGGAAGAGCCACUCCAACUGAGCACGGGUGCUGCACUACACCGGCCUCCACCUGCACUGCGGCAGCUUGAGGCCAAGCUCUCGGUACAUUAGACAUCCCACCCUGCAAAAGCUCAUUUCAGGGAGGCAGCACCAUCAAUUUGCGGGAGACUCCCGGGAGAGGUGGGAUGUCUGCAGUAGAGUAGCUCCUUAGCAGCUAGCCAGCUAGUUUAAAUAACGUUCGCUAUGCUAAUGAACGAAUGACACCUGUUAAACUCACCUCAACAUGUCUCUUACAUUUUAACCCACCAUGGGCAAUAGAAAAGUCACUGUUGCAAACAGUGCAACGAGCAAAACUGUCAUUAUUUUUGACUCCUAUCAGGCAGGGGUACACUUUAGUGUAGUCUGGGAUGAAGUAUAUUUUCUUUUUUGGAACACUCUGCCAUGAUGCUCUCUCAUUCUCUCUCUCUUUCACUCUCAUUCUCUCUCUAUCUUUCUCUCUCUCAAAAAAUCGAUUUCCGGGAUAUUGUAAAUAAUUUGCGGGCGUCAAGGAGCCACUAUCAAUAUGCAGGAGACUCCCAGAACUUCUGAGAGAGGUGGGAUGUCUGCUACAUCCAAGGCUACACUGCUGCCUCUUUGCCUGUCUCACCACCAAACAAGGGAAAUGGGCCUGCGGCAAUCAAGAACACAAGAAAUAGGUGCAGGAGUAGGCUAUCCAUCCCAGUGAGCCUGCCCUGCCAUUCAAUAAGAUCAUGGCUGAUCUGGCCAUGGACUCAUCUCCUCCUCCUACCUUUUCCCCAUAACCCCUAAUUCCCCUACAAUGCAAAAACCUAUCCAACCUUGUCUUAAAUAUAUUUACUGAGGGAGCCUCCACUGCUUCAUUGGGUAGAGAAUUCCACAGAUUCACCACCCUCUGGGAAAAGCAGUUCCUCCUCAUCUCUGUCCUAAAUCUACUCCCUCAAAUCUUGAGGCUACAUCCCCUAGUUCUAGUCUCACCUACCAGUGGAAACAACUUUCCUGCCUCUAUCUUAUCUAUCCCUUUCAUGAUUUAUAUGUUUCUAUGAGAUCUCUCCCCAUUCUUCUGAAUCCCAGUGAGUACAGUCCCAAGUGUUUCAACCUUCCCUCACAGUCUAACCCCUUCACCUCUGGAAUCAACCUGGUGAACCUCCUCUCCACUGCCUCCAAAGCCAGUAUAUCCUUCCUCAAGUACAGAGACCAGAACUGCACACAGUACCCCAGGUGCAGCCUCACCAGUACCCUGUAUAGUUGCAGCAUGACCUCCCUGCUCCUAAAUUCAAUGUCCGACAGGGUGUUGUGAUUGCGAGAGAAACCUGAGGCUGCCACUGCAUGCUGCAUGUGGACACCAACCAAUGAUGGUGGUGGAAGAUGGUGGUCCAGAGCGGGUGGAGUCUUUGAUGUUGGCCACUUUACCAAGACAGUGGGAAAUUAUGCUGAGCAGAUUCUUUAACUGACCAGAUACACAAAAACACGACAUGGGCAUCUCUUCAUACAUUUAAGGUUCACAUAGAGUCAUAGAACACUACAGCACAGAAACAGGCCCUUCAGCCCAUCUAUUCAGUGUUGAACCAUUAAUCUGCCUCGUCCCGUCAACCUGCACCCAGACCAUAGCCUUUUAUAACCUUUCCAUCUAUGUACCCAUCCAAAUUUCUCUUAGAUGUUGAAAUCAGCCCACAUCCACCAUUUAUGUUGGCAGCUCGUUCCACAUUUCUCACCACCCUCUGAAUGAAGUUCCCCCUCAUGUUCUUAAACAUUUCAUCCUUAAUCCAUGACCUCAGGUUGUAGUCUCACCCAGCCUCAGUGGAAAAAGCCCACUGGCAUUUACUCUAUCUGUGCCCUUCAUAAUUUUGAAUAACUUAAUCAAAUCUCCACUUAUUCUUCAAAGCUCAGGUGAAUAAAGUCCCAACUUAUUAAAACUUUCCCUAUAACUCUGGUCCUCAAGUCCCAGCAAAAUCCUUCGACAUUUUCACUACAUUCUUUCAAUCUUAGUUUAUAUCUUUCCUGUAGGUGGGUGACCAGAACUCAAUACAAUACUCCAAAUUAGGCCUCACCAAUGUUUCAUACAACUGAAGAUAAUAUUCAAACCAUAGUACUCAAUGUUUUUGAUUUAUGAAGGCCAAUGUGCCAAAUAGAGUUACAAGAAAAAAAAUUAAAUCACUUAGAUCUGAAAUACCCUUUCUUAAUGAGAUGACAGUACAGAAUAUUUAAAACGUCUGUUAGCAGGACAAGGACUUUGGUUGUGUUAUAACCACACAUGGCCUCAUGGUGGCGACAUGGUACCUAUGAUGAGAAUGGUUUGGGCCCUAAUUGGGCUGGGGUAAAUUAAUGCAAUUUCAAGUUCCUGGUUGUCAAUAUCGCUGAGGAUCUAACCUGGACACAAUUAUUGAUGCAGUUAUAAAGAAGGCAAGACAGCAGCUAAAUUUCAUUUGGAGUUUGAGGAGAUUUGGGUUGUCACCUAAAUACUUGAAAACUUCUACAAAUGUAACGUGGAGAGCAUUCUGACUGGAUACACCACUGGCUGGGAUGAGGGUGUGGGGGCUACUGUACAGGACUGAAAGUAGCUGCAGAAAGUUGUAAAAUUAGUCAGCUCAAUCUUGAGUACUAGCCUCAUAGUAACCAAGAUAUCUUCAAGUAGCAGUGGCUCAGAAAGGCAGUGUCCCCCAUCACAAAGGAGAUGCCCUCAUUGUUACCAUCAGAUAGGAGAUACAGAAGCCUGAAGGCACACACUCAGCGAUUCAGGAACAGCUUCUUCCCCUUUGCCACCCGAUUCCAAAAUGGACAUUGAUCACAUGAACUCUACCUCUCUUUUAUUGUUUCUCUUUUUUGCUCUGUUUUUAAUUUAACAUUUAAUAUACAUAUAUACUUACUGUAAUUGAUUUACUUUCUUUCCCAGUAUUAUCAUGUAUGGCAUUGAACUGCUGCUGCCGUUAACAAAUUUCACAAAAUAAGCUGAUCUGAUUCAGCCUCCUCUUUAGGAAAAUAAUCAGUGGUUCUGCAGUGGAUAGCACUUUCACUAGUUCUAGUGUGGUGCAUUCAAGACUUGCUCAAGCUCCAGUUUCCUCCCACAGACCAAAGAUGUACCGGUUAGUAGGUUAAUUGGUCAUUGUAAAUUGUCCUGUGAGUAGGCUGGGAUGAAAUAGUUGGGUUGCUCAGGGUCAAAAGGGCCUGAUGCAUGCAGUAUCUCUAAAUAAAUAAUAAAUAAAAUACAUUCCCUGUGGCAUACUCUUGAGAACAUGAUCUCUCAGGUCAGACGUUAAACUGGGGUCCUUGGCAAGAAUAUGGGAAUGAGCCCAAGCUGGACUGGGUUCCUCCACAGGAAUAAGGGAACGAUCCCAAGCUGGACUAGGUUCCUCCACAGGAAUAAGGGAACGAUCCCAAGCUGGACUGGGUUCCUCCACAGGAAUAAGGGAACGAUCCCAUGCUGAACUGGGGUUCUCGGCAAGAAUAUGGGAACGAUCCCAAGCUGAACUGGGGUUCUCGGCAAGAAUAUGGGAACGAUCCCAAGCUGAACUGGGUUCCUCCACAGGAGUAUGGGAACGAUCAAGCUGUUAGUUCUAAUUUAUCCAGGGCCCAACACAUCGAUGCAGUCACAAGGGCGGUACACUAGCAUCUCUACAUCUUUUGGUUAUGUCACAAAAGUCACUUACAGAUUUUGCAGAGAGAGUUCAGACUGGCUGCAACGUCACUGCAUUGCAAGAGGCCACAGCUCCAUCACAUGCACAUCCCUCCCCAGGACUGAGGACAUCUCCAGGAGGCAGCAUCCAUCACUAAGGACCCUCACCACCUCAGACAUCCUCCCCUCACAUUACUGCCAUCAGAGAGGAGGUACUGGAGGCUUGAAGACACACAGUCGAUGAUUCAGAAACAGCCUUUUCCUGUCCACCAUCAGAAAUCUGAAUGGUCCAUUGUUCCGAUGCUUUGCACUAUUUAUAAAUUUCAGGUUGCUGCUGCAAAGCAACACAUUUCACAACUAUGAUAGUAAAUCUGAUUUUGGUGAAGAGGGACGGAGUUGAUUUGAUCAGUAGUUAUUAUCGUAUCGCUGUGUGUGGAGUUUCAGGAUGCAGGCUGUCUGCUUGCUCUAUGUAAGUUUACAGAUUUUGCUACUUUCCAAAAGUCCAGAAAGACCCGAGUGCAACAUGUGUAUAAUUUUAAAUUGACAGUUAAAUCCAUCUGGUCCAGGGCAGAAAUCCGCUGCCUUGUUCAGCACAAUUAAAGAUGGAAAAAUAAAUGUUGUCCCACUGGAAAAUGAAUAACUAUUAAAGAAAGCUUUUCCCUUAUAAAUCAACAUCUCCAAUUCUUAUUACUCUACCACCCUAUCGCCACUGCAAGUUCAAAGUAAAUUUAUUAUCACAGUACGUACAUGUCACCACAUACAACCCUGAGAUUCAUUUAUUCAGGCAUACUCAGUAAAUUGGAGAACCAUAAUGGAAUCAGUGAAAGACCAUGCCCAAUCAGAUGUGCAAAAGACAACAAACUGUGUUAAUCCAAAUGAGAAAAAUAAAUAAAUAAACAAUAAAUAUCAAGAACAUGAGAUUGAAAGUCCUUGAAAGUGAGUCCAUCGGUUGUGGGAGCAGUUCAGUGAUGUGGUAAGUGAAGUUAUCCUCUUGAUGAAUGUUGCUUUCCUGUGACAGUGCACCCUGUGGAUACGCUCAGUAAUGGGGAGAGCUGUAUCCAUACUUUUUGUAGAAUUAUCCAACCAAGAGCUUUGGUGCUUCUUUACCAGACUGAGAUGCAGCCAGUCAGUAUACUCUGCACAACACACCUGUUUGUCAGAGUGUUAGGUGUCAUGCUGAAUCAUCGCAAAUUCCCAAGGAAGUAGAAGCACUGUUGUAAUUUCACUUCAAUUGCCCUCCCAAAUGGUAGCACCAAGUAAUUUAAAGUUACUGACUCUGAUUCCCCGAUGAACCCUGGCUUGUAGACCUCCAGUUCCCUCUUCCUGAAGUCAAUAAUCAGCUCUUUGAUUUUGCUGACACUAAGUGUGAGGUUGUUGUUGUGGCACCACCAAUCUCCCUCCUAUAUGCUGAUUGAUCACAACCUUUGACUCGGCCAAUGACAGUGGUGUCAUCAGCAAGGUUAGGUAUGGCAUUGGAGCUGUGCUUAGCCUCACAGUCGUAAGGGUAAUGCGAGUAGAGUAGAUGGCUAAGCACACAGCCUUGUGGUACCCCUGCGUUGAUUGAGAUUGUGGAGGAGAUGUUGUUGCCAGUCUAAACUGAUGGGUCUGCAAGUAAAGAUCCAAUUGUACAGGAUGUGCUGAGGCCAAGGUCUCAAAGCUUAUUAGUUUUGAAGGGAUGAUGGUAUUGAAUGCCAAGCUGUAGUCGAUAAAGAGCAUCCUGAUGCACGUACCUUCGCUGUCCAGAUGUGCCAGCGUUGAGUGAAGAGCUAAGGAUAUGGCAUCUACUGUGGACCUGUUCUGCUGGUAGGCAAUUGGAGCAGACUGAAGUCACUCUCAGGCAGGAGUUGAUAUGUUUCAUCACCAGCCUCUCAAAGUGCUUCAUCACAGUGGAUCGAAGUGGCUGAUAGUCUGAGGUACCACGUUGUUCUUAGGCACUGGUAUAAUCGAAGCCGCUUGAAGCAGGUGCGUACCUCAGUCUGCUGAAGCAAGAUGUUGAAGAUAUCAGUGAACACACCAGACAGUUUGUCAGCAUGGGUCUUUAGUACUCAGCCAAGUUCUCCGAAUGGACUGGAUUCACUCUCUAAAGGCAAGCCACAUGUCAUCUUCAGAUACUAAGAUCGGGAGGCAUGGGGGUGCGUGAUUGUUCCUCCACGUUCUGGUGGUCAAAGCGAGCAUGGAAGACAUUCAGCUCAUCUGGAAACAAAUUUCAGCUGUUCCCUAUGUCACUAGAUUUAUCUUUGUAGGAUGUUAUGGCAUUCCAACCCUGCCACAGCUGUCAAGCAUCCCUCGUUGAUUCUAGUCCAGUCCGGAAUCUCCACUUCACCCACCAGAUGGUUUUCUGGAGAUCGUACCUGCAACUCCUGUGGCAUUCUUGAUCUCCAGACUUGAAUGCUGCUGAUCUAGCCCUCAGAAAAUUCCAGAUUUGAUGGUACAUCCAAGACUUCUGAUUGGGGUAAAUCCUGAAAGAUUUCAUGAGGACACACUUAUCUACAGCUGUUUUAAUAAAGCCUCCAGGGAAUAUUGGAUUUGUAUGCACAGGAUAUACACAAUGAAUAGUAGGGAAUGCUGAGGAAUAGGGAAGCCUGGGCGUACAAGUCCAUAGUUCCCUGCAGGUGGUAGCACAGGUAUAUAUGAUGAAGAAGGCAUAGGGAAGACACUAGACUCGAGAUGGCAUAUACUGGAAUCUGGACCAAGUAAACAACCUGCUGGUGGAAUUCAGAAGGUCAGGCAGCAUCUGGGGAGGAAAAACUCUUGAGAUGCCUUGGGCCUUCAUUAGCUGGUGCUUAAAAUAUAAGAGCAGGGAGGAUAUAGUAUGGCUUUAUAAAACAGUUUAGAGGUGAUAUCUGGAAUAUUGUAACUUUGGAUUCCACAGUAGGAAGGACAGGAUUGCUUUGGGAGUGUGCAAAGGAGAUUCACAGAUAUAAUGUCGAAGUUUAUGAGGGUGACUGGACAGGCUGGGCCUUCUUUUUCUUCGAUCAAAUUAAAUUAAUCUCUCCUGCCUACACAAAGUCAAUAGAGUAUUUUAUUUUUAUUUUAUUGAGAUGCAGCGCAGAAUAGCUGAGUGAGCACUAGGGGGCAUGGACUGCAGCCCUCUGAGCCAUGCUGCCCAUCAAUCCCACCGUUUCAUCCUAAUUUAGUCACAGGGCAAUUAACAAUAAUGAAUUAACCUAAACUGCUAUGUCUUUGAAAUGUGGGAGGAAACCGGUGCACCCAGAGGAGGCCCACACAGUCAUGGGGGCAGCAUGUAGAUAUUAAGAAAGAGGAUGUACUGGAGGUUUUGGAAAGCAUCAAGUUGGAUAAGUGGCCAGACCAGAUGAGAUGUACCUCAGGCUACUGUGGGAAGUGAGGGAGGAGAUUGCUGAGCCUUUGGCGAUGAUCUUUGCAUCAUCAAUGAGGACGGGAGAGGUUCCGGUGGAUUGGAGGGUUGCAGAUGUUGUUCCUUUAUUCAAGAGAGGGAGUAGAGAUAGCCCAGGAAAUUAUAGACCAGUGAGUCUUACUUCAGUGGUUCGUAAGUUAAUGGAGAGGAUCCUGAGAGGCAGGAUUUGUGAAGAUUUGGAGAGGUAUAAUAUGAUUAGGAAUAGUCAGCAUGGCUUUGUCAAGGGCAGGUCAUGCCGUACGAGCCUGAUUGAAUUUUUUGAGGAUGUGACUAAACACAUUGAUGAAAGAAGAGCAGUAGAUGUAGUGUAUAUGGAUUUCAGCAAGGCAUUUGAUAAGGUACCCCUUGCAAGGCUUAUUGAGUAAGUAAGGAGGCAUGGGAUCCAAGGGGACAUUGCUUUGUGGAUCCAGAACUGGCUUGUCCACAGAAGGCAAAGAAUGGUUGUAGACGGGUCGUAUUCUGCAUGGAGGUUGGUGACCAGUGGUGUGCCUCAGGGAUCUGUUCUGGGACCCUUACUCUUGGUGAUUUUUAUAAAUGACCUGGAUGAGGAAGUGGAAGGAUGGGUUAGUAAAUUUUCUGAUGACACAAAGGUUGGGGGUGUUGUGGAUAGUGUGGAGGGCUGUCAGAGGUUACAUUUUUAAAAAAAAAUAUUUAUUUAUUAAAUUUUAGAACAUUACAAGAAUAAAUGUGAUGAUAAAAUAGUAAGAAAAAUAAUAUUAACUCUCCCCCCUCCCCUUGACCCUCCCCCCCUUAACCC